This is a messenger RNA of Phytophthora nicotianae INRA-310, 979 nucleotides long. RefSeq lists its product as hypothetical. The record is from RefSeq and is a predicted model, not a curated record. NCBI's taxonomy places the organism in Eukaryota, Oomycota, Peronosporomycetes, Peronosporales, Peronosporaceae. The transcript is spliced from 2 exons. The coding region runs from base 488 to 883 and encodes 131 amino acids. Gene Ontology annotation, molecular function: oxidoreductase activity, acting on single donors with incorporation of molecular oxygen, incorporation of two atoms of oxygen.
AAGCUGGAAGCUGGAAGGUGCCAGCCAUAACGACGAGCGGUCGGUAACGCACACCGCUCCACGCCAAGCAACAAUGGAAUUCCUCAACACAAUCUGGCGCUUCUCUUUCGGUGGAAAUAAGGACGUGGUCGAAGGGCAGAAGGCGCUUGAGCGUAUCCAGGAUCUGCUGGUCAAAGCGAUUGCCAAAUACGACGGCGCUCCGCACGCGUUGACGGCCGAGGAAAUCACGCCUGUCAAGGCUAUUUGUGACGAGCUCUUCCCAGCUAAUUGUAAUGUUGAAGAGUUGUUAUGACAGAUAAACGUAAGGCUUACUGACAAUCUGUCUUGAGUUAUUCCAGUCCAGCUAACAGUUCCAGGGACGGAGGGCAGCGGACCCGACCGCCCCAAACGCGUGCACUAUCAGCACGUCUACGAGGACGAGACGUUCUCCAUCGGAAUCUUCAUCUUACCGCCGGGAGCGUCGAUCCCGCUGCACGACCACCCGGGGAUGAGUGUCAUCUCGCGUGUGUUGUACGGCUCGCUGCAUAUCAAAUCGUAUGACCUUAUUAAGGACAGUGCGGCACCGAGAGACAAGAAGCUGAGGGCGCGUCUUCGCGUAGAUGAGGUUAUCACGGCUCCGUACACGACAGAGUUGCUGCCAGACUAUGGCAACCUACACGAGAUCGUUGGCGACGACGAGAUUGGCUGUGCCUUCCUCGACAUCAUCACACCUCCCUAUGACAGCAACGUAGGCCGCGACUGCGCAUACUUCCGUGUAGUCGAUUCACAGGACAGCAACGACAACAGCGAGAAGAUCGUGAUGCUCGAGAGUUAUAGCCCUCUCGACUUUGACGUCAUAACAGAAGCUUAUUACGGCCCCCAUCUGCAACGAUAUGUCAGUUAAGAACGCAUUACAAAGUACAUGUAGUUCAGCGCAUUUUUCAAUUCACCGUAUCAUCAAUAACACAACUGAGAAGAUACCAAGAAAACUGGUGGGAGC